Clupea harengus (Atlantic herring) is the source of this 3697-nucleotide messenger RNA. RefSeq names its product rhodopsin, like (gene rhol). The record is from RefSeq and is a predicted model, not a curated record. NCBI's taxonomy places the organism in Eukaryota, Metazoa, Chordata, Actinopteri, Clupeiformes, Clupeidae. Gene Ontology annotation, cellular component: membrane. Gene Ontology annotation, biological process: visual perception; phototransduction; G protein-coupled receptor signaling pathway. Gene Ontology annotation, molecular function: G protein-coupled receptor activity.
GUGUUAGCGGUGGCCCGAACAGCAGAUGUAUAUCUUGUCUGGGUGUUUGUCUUGGCAACUACCUUAACUAUUAGCAUGCCUCAGUUAGCAUACCUUGUAGCGCCCCCCCCCCCCUCCUCUGUUCCAACAGUGUGGAUGUCCUGAGUGUUUUUAAUUACCAUUACAUAGAAACAAUGAUUUAUCCCCAGCAAGUGUGUUCAACAUCUGGAACAUCUUUUAAAGUAUUGAGCUGCAUCCGGGUUUUUUUUCUCUCAGAGCAGAUGUAAGUGGUCAUGACAAGGUGUGGAAAGUGACCGACAGACUCCUCAGAGUUACGUCAAGCUGGCAGGCCUUGGAUCUCUGCACUAAAAAACUCAUCACGUUGCACAAACACCUAGUAAAACUGAGGUUUAUUGCCUGAAUUCACAACUGCCUUCCUAGAUAGUUUUGUGUAUUUGCCAAGGUAAGCUGUUUCUCAAAACAAAGUCAGUACUGUUAUGUGGUGUUUUUACAAAAUAAUAUAUUGGAUGCUCAUUUUUUAACCUAAGGUUACAACAAGUGACAGUUAAAGACACCCCUCUCCACAUCAACUUCACUGCAAGCCUGCAUGCUGACAAAGAGUAUGAUGGAUGUAUAAUAUUAUGAGUUCUCUCUCUACCCUAGUCCUCCUUCAUUGUGUACCAGCAGGAGUCAGGAUUCAUCAUAACUUAGCCCUCCAGUGUCCAGCAUUUUUGUCACUUAGCCAACUGCAACCCACCACAGGUUCUUGUGUUAAAGUCCAACUCUCUGAGGUCUUCAGCUGUCAACUCUCGUUCAUUUCAAGACCAGGAUGGACAUUCUUCUCCUGGUCCCGAAGUUUAUAUUGGAUUGACUGCUGGCCAGCAAACUGACAUUUAGUGUCAAUUAUCAAGAUAGCUUUCCAGGAAAUUCUGGGCAAUAUUACUCGUAGUCGUAAGCGAGAUCUUGAAGUGGCUUGUCCCUGUCGGAAGAGAUGUGUGUGUGGAUAUUCUGGCAGAUGCUCAGGCUGAUGAUAAAGGCAGUGUAGGGAUAAAUCCAUUUUUUAUUGUGGAUACAUAAGCCUCUUCCUCAUGGAUGACACACUCUCAUGUGGACACAAUAUACAUCUCUACUCGCUCAACACUAUUCAUUUUUCACCCCAACCCCCAAAAUAAAAAAAGAAAGAUGUUUGCACAGAGAGAUGGUUUUACGGCACAUCUGAGAGCGUGUCUUGUUCACUUCAAAGAGUCUUUUAAAAGCAGUCUUGUCUGAAGGAAGAGGGCCAUAAAAUCUCAAGUAACUUCCAUUGUCCUGCCGAGUCAGAGGCAGGUUUGUGAAAUUAUACUGACUGGUGUAAUUGCCGACAGGUGUCCACUCCGCUGAAUCACCUACACUCAAGACCCAUACGGACAUCAGUUAGAGUUCUGGAGCUCUGGACCUCUAUCACAGUUAUUUAAGCUAGCUUUCCAUUUCAUUUCAUCAUGUUGUGUAGCUUUCUGAAGAAGACAUUGUAUAGUGUUAUACUCAUUUAUUUUCAGCUGUGGAGCUGCCUUUCCUGUUGUGAACACUAGAGGGAGCCCUCCAACCGCUCUACAGGAAGAAAGUGACAUCAUCAGUUGCUUGUUGGAGGAUCUGAAUAAAUAAGCUCAGCAGCUUUUACAGCAAACUACCCUUGGCACACUGGUUAACAAUAAUGGGCUGCUGCAAAUAUAUUGAUCCAAACGCCCCUGGCCGUUAUAACAUUGACAGAUGCAUCCCUGCUAUCUGCAGCCUUGAAUUAGAUGUGACAGAGCUCGAGAGCUUGACAUGAAUGCUGAUGGGCUCUGUGUGGGCACGCUACCUCAAUUUUAGCACAGCAGCCAAUCUUCCACCAUCCUGAAAAAGCAGUGAGAGCAUUGUGCCCUGUACCGACACCGCAAUAAAGUCCACUGAAUGAUAACCGAAUACCUUAAGGCUGGCUGCAAUUGCCAGAACUGUCCAUAAGAUGGCAAUUGUGUGACCAAUUCAGUAGAAGAAUGUGACUAGUUUCACAAGACAAAGGACAGUAUUGGUAUUGGUAUCUUUUAUAUGUGAAUGCAGACUAAAGUUGGCGGUAGCUCCACAUUUUCAAACAAACGAGCACAUUCACUUUACCUGAGAAAUGAAUCCUAUGAUGGUGCAUGGCCUGUUUUGUUGAUGUGUGCAUGUGUGUGUUUGUAAAUAAUGAAGGGUGUCACAGAUUCACUUUCUCUUUUAACCUCACCGGAGCUCUUAGCAUGUGUGAUAAUGUUCCAUAAUCUGCUGUGGCAGAUUAGGCCUGAUCAUCUCAAACUAAUUGAUUAUGACGAGUGUAACCUAUAUGAUACCUCAUGAUACAUUCACAGCACUGGCUGUGAUGGCUGGAUUACCGCUCAUGGCCUUAAUCUCCAGAUGCUGACCAACCAGAUAUGUUUGGCACCUUCAUCCCCUGAAGGGUCCUCGAACAAACAACACCUCCCUUUCCAGAAGACCCAUUUGCCAUCUCGGCUAAAUCAAGACCGCCUGGGCGACCAGGUUGAGGACCUUGGGCAGCCAUGAACGGCACGGAGGGACCGGACUUUUACGUGCCCAUGUCCAACCUGACCGGACUGGUGCGCAGCCCCUACGAGUACCCGCAGUUCUACCUGGCCGAGCCCUGGGCCUACGCUUCCCUGUCUGCGUACAUGCUCUUCCUCAUCAUCACUGGCUUCCCCAUCAACUUGCUAACGCUCUACGUCACCAUCCAGCACAAGAAGCUGCGAACGCCGCUCAACUACAUCCUGCUCAACUUGGCCGUGGCCGACCUGUUCAUGGUGGUGGGCGGCUUCACUACCACCCUUUACACCUCUUUACACGGCUACUUCAUCUUUGGCCGCACCGGCUGCAACAUCGAGGGCUUCUUUGCCACGCACGGCGGCGAGAUCGCACUCUGGUCCCUGGUGGUGCUGGCCGUCGAGCGCUGGGUGGUCGUCUGCAAGCCCAUGAGCAACUUCCGCUUCGGCGAGAACCACGCCAUCAUGGGCGUGGCCUUCACCUGGGUGAUGGCAAGCACCUGCUCAAUGCCUCCGCUCAAUGGCUGGUCCCGUUACAUCCCCGAGGGCCUGCAGUGCUCGUGCGGCAUCGACUACUACACCCUCAAGCCCAACAUCAACAACGAGUCCUUCGUGGUCUACAUGUUCAUCGUGCACUUCAGCAUCCCGCUUCUCAUUAUAAGCUUCUGCUACGGCCGCCUGGUGUGCACCGUCAAGGAGGCGGCCGCCCUGCAGCAGGAGUCAGAGACCACGCAGAGGGCCGAGCGCGAGGUCUCGCGGAUGGUGGUCAUCAUGGUCAUCUCCUUCCUGGUGUGCUGGGUGCCCUACGCCAGUGUGGCCUGGUACAUCUUCACGCACCAGGGCGCCUACUUUGGGCCCAUCUUCAUGACGGUACCCGCCUUCUUCGCCAAGAGUUCGGCCCUCUACAACCCGCUCAUCUACGUGUGCAUGAACAGGCAGUUCCGCCACUGCAUGAUCACCACCCUUUGCUGUGGCAAGAACCCCUUCGAGGAAGAGGAAGGUGCGUCCACCGCUGCUGCGUACAAAACCGAGGCCUCCUCCGUGUCUUCCACCUCUGUGUCUCCCGCUUGAGGAGAGUCAAUGACCUCCGGCUCUCCACACGGGCUCACAAGGAAUGCAACCACGCUGCUAACUACAGCUAUCAGAUCAUUUCACUGAUAUGAUGGAAUGAA